AUGUUGGGUAAUUGUACAUCAGAAAGUACAAUGCGGUUGAUGCGCCGCAAAAAUAAUUAUGAACAACCAUCACCAUUUGUUGAACGGUGUAAUAUAUUUUGGGUACCAAUGCCAUUCACACUUGAAAAGUUCCAACAACCACAAUGGCCAUCUUCAGAACCUACUGUAGAUCAAAUUUGUAUGACAUUGGACGUUCUGGGUAAUAUUGAUUUUUAUUUCGAUGAUCACAGUCGUCAAUUGAUUAUCAGUUUUGGUAAUGCACUUAUGUUUCAUGUGUAUUCAAAUCAAAAUGGUGACCAAUGGAUCAAUAAUCGACUUGGAAAGUCACGUGAACACACCUACAGAAUAGCUGCUAAUAUUCAAUUAAUUGAAUUAGCAUUUGUUUUACUUGAUCAAUAUUAUCUCGAGCACAAGCAUUACAAUGAUCACAAAGCUGAUAAUUUGUUUCGUAAUCAAAUGAUUGAAUUAGCAAGUCGAAUGUUAAACAGAACAGAUUUAUCUCAACGUGUUGCACUCGAUAUUCAUUAUCAAGUAGUUCAAUCAGCUAUUAAUACAGUACUUAUGAAUAUUGCGCAAUACGAAUGUUUUUUUUCUGGUUACGGAUUAACAAGUGUCCACUUAAAUGCAUCCUAUUAUUCAAAUUUGUCAAUAAAUACAAACAAUCUUAAUCCAAUAAUGAAACCAACAUCAUCAUCAAAAAACACUCAGUAA
This is a messenger RNA of Rotaria sp. Silwood1, 711 nucleotides long. The record is from the annotation of a GenBank genome assembly. Lineage: Eukaryota; Metazoa; Rotifera; Eurotatoria; Philodinida; Philodinidae.